GAGAAUCAAACCUGGGAUUGGGUCUUCGGAGUCAGACGCAUAUGUUUCAUGAUUUGGACAGCACGGUGGUCUGAUGUGUUAGAGGAGGAGCUAACUGAAGAACACGACUAUCUCAGAUCUCUGCUGCAGAUCAUUGGGAAACCUCCCCCAUUUCAGUAUUACACCGAGUUUGAGAAUGCAAUGAACAAUCCAAGAACAGAGAGUUCUUUCUCUUUUCUGCAUGCCGGAGUUUGUUCCAGGAAGGAUCACGAAAGAGGAAGAGAGUCUCCCUGCAGUCCAGAUGUUGGAUUGUCAUCGAACCAAGAUGUACCUUCAACAGUUAACAGCGCUGAUGAGGGAGAGUUACCCAGCUUAGGAAAUGUUUCCCAGUACAGAAAGGCGAAGUAUUCGGGUGUCGUUGCCCCGUUCUCCAUGAGGACAUUAUCACAUCCGUCUUUCCAGUCCUUUUACACUGCUGUUUCGUCUCGGCAGAGACAGAGCCAAUCCGCAGAAAUCAACAGCUCCACGUUCAAGAACAAAGACUCCAUCGAUUCCUGCUCAUCAGCUGACUUUACGGAAAAAUCUGAAGCCACUGGCCUCCAUUCCCAAGAAAUUAACAUGCCAGCUCUCCAUCAGUGUGAGUUUUUCUACACCGACCCAAUGCUGCCAUCCGGUUAUCGAGUUUACAACCAUCUUUCGCUUCCCACACGCCAGAUGAUUCAGGGUUUACAACUGAACACUCCUCCUCCAAUCAUGUCUGCAUGCGUGGCUCCAACGAACAUUCCAAGAACAGCGGCGAGCCCUGCUCCUCCCUCUUUAAACGGGUGUCGGGGGCCGAGCAGGCCCAUAUCUAAAGCGGAGCACGACGCCAUCAGCACCUUGCUUGAACUUAAACAGUGCACCCAGGUAGACUGCGCAGAGGCAGAUGCACCAAAGUGUGCACUGAAGAGCAAGGGUAUUCAACAGCCAGAGGUUGACGUUAACGGCAUUCAUUUAUCAGACAAUUCAGGAACCUCGGGAAUAAAGGAUGGUAAUGGAACUGAGCAAAAGCACCUCUCAUUUCUUCAUGACUGUAACAGCCCCUCAUUAAAGUCUCAUCAUGACGCAGAGGCUCAUAAAAUUCAUCACGUACCCCUGCCUGAAUGUGAAUGCUCCUCUCCGCCUCCUAAAUCCACCGAUUAUACUUGGGCAUCCAGACUAAACAGCACACCCUCAGGGGCUGAGAUUAAACCAUUUGACCCAGUGAUGUCAACAGACAUUUUGCCAGCGGUUGGUCAAGAGAUUGAAAUUGGCAGCUGUGAUUUCCUUACUUAGUCCAGCCACUCUGAAAGAUCCAAUCUAACUGGGAGGAAAAAGACAGGCCACAGGUGAAGAAAUGUGUUCUAAGUCAGAGUUUAUCUGGCACCGAACCUCUUUUGUUUUAAUUCAGUUUUGGAGCCUUGUGGCAAAAUGCACAAAUUAAUUCUGCCCAGUUAAUCAAGUCAUUUCUCCUAGCUCCUACUAUCGGUGAAGAAAUGGUACACUAAGAUGUAAUGUAGCAGCAUUGACAACUUGAAGUGAUUUAAAAUGUGGGAUCAUUCCUUCUCUGCAGUUGGAAGCCAAUUAGUAAUUCUACUGAAAUGGAUCUUUUAAUACCCAGAUAUUCAAUGCCCAAAAGUUCAAUGCCCAGUUUCUCUGGUAGUUACUGGUGCACAUAGAGAUAAUUCUGGCAAUAAUUAAAGGUGUUAAGAGACUUGCUUUGAUGUCCUGAAGGAAAUCUGAAGGGUUUUUUUUGUUCAUCUUGUGACGAAGGAGCUGGGUUUAAUGAAAGAGUCAACUGAGAAAUGGUGAGACCAGGGUGGAGUCUCACAGUGGCUGAAGAGAGUCCUCUUCUCUGGAGGAGUGUGCAAGAUUGAAAGAUGGUAAACUUGAGGCACAGCUAAGUGGCUAAACAGUGAAAGAGGAAAAUUUGAGCAUGCUCGAACAAACAAUGAGUGAAGUUCAGGGAAGUCUCAUUCAUGUUUCCAUGAUGUACAGGUGAUGCAAGGUCUUAACAUGUUCUGAAUGAUGUCACAAGUCACUUUUAUUUAUUCAGUUUUCAAGAUAUGGGUUUUGCUGGCAAGACCAUCCCUAAUUGCCAUGGGGGAGGGGUGGGAGAGAGCGGGGUGGGAGAGAGCGGGUUGGUGGAGAGUGCUGCCAUCUUGAACCACGCAGUCCUGAGGAUGAUACUUUCCAAUGCUGUUUGUAAGAAAUUCCAGGAUUUAGAUGCAGUGAUGAUUAAGGAACUGCAAAUAUUCCCAAGUUAGGAAUGAGUAGGGGUGGUCUCUGAUACUGUAUGUUGGGAAAUUUGAUCUUAAAUUUGGGCCAGGGAGCUCUGAGGUAACAUGCACACAUCAUUACUGGUGCCUCCCAGUAAGAUUACUGUCCAAACAUCUGGUUAGAAGCCAAGUCAUUGCAAAAUUCGUUCCACUAUUGUCUAUUCUAAUACCAGAAAAUCUCCUGGGAAAUAAAUCUCAUUUGAUAAAUGGCUGUUUAGACCUCACUGAUUGAUUAUUUUUUUUUACAAGUAAGUAUCUAGUUUAUCCAUCAAUAUGUGUAGAAGCUUGCUUGGGUAUAAUGCCCAAGGGUUUGUAAUUCGCACA
Molecule: messenger RNA, 2600 nt
Organism: Pristis pectinata (smalltooth sawfish)
Lineage: Eukaryota; Metazoa; Chordata; Chondrichthyes; Rhinopristiformes; Pristidae
Exons: 6
Coding region: 49-1293 (414 amino acids)
Biological process (GO): regulation of DNA-templated transcription
Cellular component (GO): nucleus; cytoplasm
Source: RefSeq, a predicted model, not a curated record